AUGCUCUGGGUGCUCUGGCCGAGGUGGCUGGCUGGCAAGGGGCUGCCCCUCCUGGGGGCAGUGCUGCUGCGGAAGAGAGAGAAGAGACCUGAGUGCGGGCAAUGGCGGCGGGAAACCCACCCAUACUAUGACCUCCAGGUGAAGGUGCUGAAGGCCAAAAAUAUCCAGGACACAGACCUGUUGUCCAAAGCUGAUUGCUAUGUGCAACUGUGGCUGCCCACGGCGUCCCCCAGCCCCACCAAGACAAGGACGGUGGCCAACUGCAGUGACCCCGAGUGGAACGAGACCUUCUGUUACCGGAUUCAUGAUGCUGUGAAGAAUGUUCUGGAGCUCACCCUCUAUGAUAAGGACGUUCUGAGCAACGACCAGCUCUCUCGGCUGCAGUUUGAUCUGAGGGGCCUCAAACCAGGUCAACCCCACAGACACACCUUUCUGCUCAACCAGCAGGAUUCACAAGAGCUGCAGGUGGAGUUUCUUCUGGAGAAGAGUCAAGUGCCUGCAUGUGACGUCAUCACCAACGGGGUCCUGGUGGCUCAGCCCUGUCUGAAAAUCCAGGGCACCCUCGGGGGCGAUAGGACAGCCUCACAUCGAGAGUAUGGCUCUAGGCACAUUCGACUGGCAGUGCCUGGGGCCUACGAGAAGCCACAGGUCUUGUCCCUGCAGCCUCCCAAGGAGGCCAGCCUCCUGCCCACCUUUUGUUUCCACGUGAAUCCAGUGCUCCGCCCCAGGCUAGAUGUGGAGCUGCGGGAGCAGCUCAAGGUCCUCCAGAGUGGCCCGAGCGCUGAACUGGAGGCCCAGACGGACAAGCUGGGAGAGGGGGGCGUUCUGCUUUCCUCUCUGCCCCUGGGCCAGGAGCAGCAGCGCACCGUGACCCUGGGGAAGGGCCAGGAGGUGACUCUGAACAUGAAGGCAGAAAUGAGCUCGAAGAACCUUGACCUGCGACUUGGCUUUGACCUCAGUGAUGGGGAACAGGAGUUUCUGGACAAGAGGAAGCAUGUUGUGUCCAAGGCGCUUCAGCAUGUGCUGGGAUUGAGCCAGGCGCCUGACAGCAGCCAGGUGCCUGUGGUCGCCGUCCUGGGGUCAGGAGGUGGGACCCGCGCCAUGUCUUCCCUCUACGGCAGCCUGGCAGGAUUGCAGGAGCUCGGCUUCCUGGACGCUGUGUCCUACCUGAGCGGGGUCUCUGGGUCCACAUGGUGCAUCUCCACACUCUACAAGGACCCGGCCUGGUCCCAGGUAGCCUUGCAGGGUCCUAUUGAGCGCGCUCAGGCUUGGGUCUGCAGCAGUAAGAAGGGGGCACUGUCCAAGGAGCGGCUGCAAUACUACGACCAGGAACUGGUGGCCCGGAAAAGCAACGGCCACAGUGUUUCCCUCAUCGACCUCUGGGGUCUUUUCAUUGAGUAUUUCCUGUACCAGGAGGAAAACCCUGCCAAGCUGUCCGACCAGCAGGAGGCGGUCAGCCAGGGCCAGAACCCCUACCCCAUCUACACCAGCGUUAACGUCCACAUCAAUAUCAGCGGGGAAGACUUUGCAGAGUGGUGUGAGUUCACCCCCCAUGAGGUGGGCUUCCCCAAGUACGGGGCCUACAUUCCCACCAAGCUCUUUGGUUCAGAGUUCUUCAUGGGGCGACUGCUGCAGAGUCGGCCUGAGCCCCGGAUCUGCUACCUUCAGGGUAUGUGGGGCAGCGCCUUUGCCGCCAGCCUGGACGAGAUCUUCCUGAAGAUGGGUGGUUCGGGCCUGGGUUUCCUAGACUGGUACAGAGGCAGUGUAAACAUCACAGACAGCUGCGAGAAGCUCCAACUGCACGACCCCUCCAGGCUGCAAACCAGGCUCUUCACCCCUCAGGGCCCCUUCUCCCAGGCUGUGCUUGACCUAUUCACCUCCCGCUUUACUUAUGCGGAGAAUUUUAACUUCACCCGGGGCCUCUGCCUGCACAAGGACUAUGUGACUAGCAGGGAGUUUGUGGCCUGGAAAGAAGCACACCCGGAUGCCUGCCCCAACCGACUCACGCCCAUGCUGGAGAGCCUCUGCCUGGUGGAUGGUGGCUUUGCCAUCAAUUCUCCAUUUCCGCUGAGCCUGCGGCCACAGAGAAAAGUGGACCUCAUUCUGUCCUUUGACUACUCCCUGAAUACCCCUUUUGAGGUCUUACAGAUGACGGAGAAGUACUGCCUGGAUCGAGGCAUCCCCUUCCCCAAGAUUGAGGUGCGCCCUGAGGACUUGAAGGAGCCCCGGGAAUGCUAUCUGUUUGCCAAGGCCGAGGACCCGCGCUCACCCAUCGUGCUGCAUUUCCCGCUUGUCAACCGUACCUUCCGCACACACCUGGCCCCCGGUGUGGAGCGGCAAACCGCUGAGGAGAAGGCCUUUGGGGACUUUGUCAUCAAUGGACCAGACACCCCCUACAGCACGACAAGCUUCACCUAUGAACCCAAGGCAUUUGAUCGGCUGGUGGCCCUGAGUCGGUACAACGUUCUGAACAAUGCGGAGACUGUGAGGCAGGCCCUCCAGCUGGCUCUGGACCGGCGGCAGGCGGGCGCCAGGGCUGGGGGCUGACCCAGUCUGCCAUCUGACUAUGAUGGAGGGGGGCCAAGGAGCUCCAGCCCGAGUUUGGUAAAGGGAGGGGAGGUGGUCUCUGGGCUGGGGCUUCUGCUUCCCAUCUCUCCAGAACCUGCCUUGAGGUCCCCCAAGCCUGGGAAAGCGCCUGCAGAAUUGCAGCUUGGACUUGGGGAGGGCCCUUCUCAUGUCUGUGGGA
Molecule: messenger RNA, 2746 nt
Organism: Talpa occidentalis (Iberian mole)
Lineage: Eukaryota; Metazoa; Chordata; Mammalia; Eulipotyphla; Talpidae
Gene: PLA2G4F
Product: phospholipase A2 group IVF
Exons: 20
Coding region: 1-2547 (848 amino acids)
Biological process (GO): glycerophospholipid catabolic process
Cellular component (GO): cytosol
Molecular function (GO): calcium-dependent phospholipid binding; calcium ion binding
Source: RefSeq, a predicted model, not a curated record